Messenger RNA from Cimex lectularius (bed bug), 1452 nucleotides. Its product is annotated as serine/arginine-rich splicing factor 1B-like. The record is from RefSeq and is a predicted model, not a curated record. Lineage: Eukaryota; Metazoa; Arthropoda; Insecta; Hemiptera; Cimicidae. Gene Ontology annotation, molecular function: mRNA binding. The transcript is spliced from 5 exons. Bases 377 to 1249 code for a protein of 290 amino acids. Gene Ontology annotation, cellular component: nucleus; cytoplasm; ribonucleoprotein complex.
AGGAGUUUUCGCGUUGGCAGCCCUGAUCAGUUUAGUGUUCUGCUUUAUUUCUUGUGUUUGUUACUUCAUUAGUCUAAAGGCUUCCGUACUCAUGUAAAAGUUAACACAAUUUACGCCGUGGGAUCAGUGUUAAAAGGAUAAACUUUUUUCUAAAAAAAAACAAAAAAGGGCACGGGCAGUCUGUUCGACUUAACCGGUUAGGUUUAGACCAGGGGCGAGGUUUGUUAUUGUUUCGUUAUUUACCCCCGUAGUCUCCGCGUGUGUACGGAAGAGGGUUGAUAGAAUAAGUCUCGAGAGUCGACGAAAACAAAAAAAAGUCGAAGAGGAAAGAAAAAACAAAACACACACAAACAGAAAACCAUCUCGAGCUCACAUCAUGUCCGGAAGAAACGAAUGCAGGAUUUACGUUGGGAAUCUCCCGCCUGAUAUUCGAACAAAAGACAUCCAAGACCUUUUCUACAAAUUUGGUAAAGUGACGUUUGUCGAUCUUAAAAACCGUAGAGGGCCACCUUUUGCUUUCGUCGAGUUCGAAGACGGCAGGGAUGCUGAAGAUGCGGUUCAUGCCAGAGAUGGCUAUGAUUAUGAUGGAUACAGGUUGAGGGUUGAAUUUCCACGAGGUGGAGGACCAAAUGGGUAUAGGGCACGUGGCGGCAGCAUGGGUAGUGGCCUUGUCGGCCGUGGAAGAGGCCCGCCCGCUCGUCGUUCUCAAUAUCGCGUAAUGGUUACAGGUUUGCCACCGAGUGGAAGUUGGCAAGAUUUAAAAGAUCACAUGAGAGAGGCAGGUGAUGUAUGUUUCGCCGAUGUAUUCAAGGAUGGCACUGGCGUUGUUGAGUUUCUUAGAUAUGAUGAUAUGAAAUAUGCAUUUAAAAAAUUGGACGAUUCUCGUUUCCGCUCGCAUGAGGGUGAGACAUCUUACAUACGGGUUAAAGAAGAUUAUGGAAGUUACGGACGCGAGAGUGCUGACAGGAGUAGUGAUGGCAGAGGUGGACGAUCUAGGAGCAGGAGUUACUCCCCAAAACGAAGAGGCACCCCCACAUAUUCUCCUGGUGAAACAUCCUACGUUCGUGACAAAGAGGAUGAGAGCGGCGCCUAUGGAAGAGAUAGCAUGGAUAGUAGUUACGACAGAGGUGGAAGAUCUAGGUCUAGGAGCCGGAGCUACACACCGAGGAAGAAGGGGAUAUCGCCUAGGCCGAGGAGAAGUUAUUCUUCCGCGUCCGGCUCUCGAUCUCGUUCACGCUCUAGGUCUUAAUGUGACGCCCACAGAUUUAUUAUUUUGCUUAUAUCAUAUAUUCGUUCAAUUAUGUGGUUGGCCAUUAGACUGGACAUUUUUUGAAAGUUUGAUUAGCACUUUAUUUUAGUUUUCAAUUUUUUUUUUUUAAAUUGUAAGUGAUUGAAUUGACUUGUGCUAUUUGUAAUGAUAACAAUACUAUCAAUUAAAACAUAAUUGUGGAA